GAGGAGGAAGAGGAAGAAGAAGGAAGAAGGAAGAAGAAAGAAGAAGAAAAUAAUUGGCAGAGAGCUCAGUGAAACAGAGACAGAGGAGACGGAAGUGAGUGACACACUCUGCGUCCUCGCCUCACCAGGAAACUACUAAAGUUCCUGGGGAAGCAAAGUAGAAUUUCAUAAGAACAAAAUGGAGAGGAGAAAACCUAUGGUGGCUGUGAAGGCCCUGAUGCCAUGUAUGUCAAAUUGAUAUCAUCUGAUGGCCAUAACUUUAUUGUAAAAAGAGAACAUGCAUUAACAUCAGGCACGAUAAAAGCCAUGUUGAGUGGCCCAGGUCAGUUUGCUGAGAACGAAACCAAUGAGGUCAAUUUUAGAGAGAUACCUUCACAUGUGCUAUCGAAAGUACGCCUGUAUUUUACCUACAAGGUUCGCUACACUAACAGCUCCACCGAGAUUCCCGAAUUCCCAAUUGCACCUGAAAUUGCACUAGAACUGCUGAUGGCUGCGAACUUCCUAGAUUGUUAAAUAAAAUAAAUUAUAAUAAACUGUUAACUCUUUUCAGUAUUUAA
Symphalangus syndactylus (siamang) is the source of this 557-nucleotide messenger RNA. RefSeq names its product elongin-C-like. Gene Ontology annotation, biological process: ubiquitin-dependent protein catabolic process. Lineage: Eukaryota; Metazoa; Chordata; Mammalia; Primates; Hylobatidae. The record is from RefSeq and is a predicted model, not a curated record.